UGUCUAGCCGCAUGGGCAUGAUAUCCCGGUAUCAUUCCUAGGUGGCUCGAGCCAAUGAGUGCAGACCAAUGCGUUUGGGUGGACGCUGUCGGAGCCACUACUCGUCCCGACACCAUGGAACAGGCGUCCAAAGGGCUCGGCGGGCCGUUGUACAGCCCGCAGAUACAGCAGUUGCAGCGCGGGAGCAAGAGACGAGGAUCGCGGACGUUGCCGUUGCCGCCGGUGCUGGUGGGCGGGCCCGAGGUGGUGUUCAAGGUCCGCGCCCUCGACGGCCGCUCCUGGGUCAUGGUGGCCCAGCACGCCGAGGACCUCUCCUUUGCCGCUCUCAUGUCCGCCGUCUAUGCCGCAGACCACAGCUCAGCCUAUGCCCGCAGAAAGUAUCUGUUCUGGCUCGACGGCGACGGCGACGUUAUCCGCAUCGCGUCGUCAGACCACCUAGUCGCCGCCGUCGCUGACGCCCUCCGUGCUCGCAUUGCCGCAGCCCGCGCCGCCAUCGUCAGCCUCCAAGCCAGGGAGCUGGCGAGGGCCAAGGCCAAGGGGAAAAUCAAGGGCAAAGGCAAGGGCAAGGCCAAGUCCAAGGCAAAAGCCAAGGCCAAGGCCAAGGCCAAAGCCAAGGCCCUCGCUCGUCGUGACGGUAUUGACCUGCAUCAGCCGCUCAAGAUCAAGCUCUAUCUGCGCAAGUCGCACGUCCCGCCACCGGCGCCGGUACCUUCUGCCAAGGCCGAAAGUCACACACGCUCGCAUCGGCGCAGUGACCACUUGCAGUCGCGCCCACAGAGCGAUGGCCGCGAGAACUUGGUCGGCGCGCCGCAACUCCCUCACCCCGACCCGCAACACACAGGCUCGGCGCCGCAGCCCACCAGCACGCCAGUACCAGUGCCACCCCCAUCAGCGCCCAGUGUGCCCAUCGCAGCUGGUGGUCCGCCACCGCCACCGCCACCGCCACCGCCGCCGCCGCAGCCGUCUGGGUCAGCGGGAGGCGCGCCACCACCACCGCCACCACCGCCGCCUCCGCCGCCAGGCACCGGCUCGAGUUCUACCGGCCACACGGCAAGUAACCUCAUGGAUGCCAUCAAAGCCGGCAAGCGACUCAAGACCGUGGACGAGUCGGCCAAGAAGGCCAAGGCCAAGUCGCCGCAGUCGGAUCUUCUGGCGUCGAUCCAGGGGCUCGACAAGAACUCGGUCCUGCGCAAGGUCUCGCCCGAGGAGAUCGCAGCCAAGCCAAAGCGCGAGCUGACCGGGCGCGAGCUGAUGAUGGCCAAGAUCCGCGCAGGCGCCAAGGAGCAGCUUCGCGAGGUGACGGAGGAGGACAAGAAGAAGCCGCCGCCCAAGCUCGAGGGCCGCGACCUGAUGAUGGCCAUCAUCCGCGACAAGCCCGAGCUGAAGAAACUCGACCGCGCCUCCAUUCCGCCACCCAAGAAGGAGGUCACCCCACGUGACGAGCUGCUCCAGUCGCUAGCCGCCGCCAAGAAGCUUCGCAAGGUCAAGCCGAAGGAGACACCCACGCUUCUCGGCAUCACGCCCGACCUUAUGGGCGGGCGCGGCUUCUUUGGCGUUCGCAAGAUGGAUCUCGUCGAUGGCCCGCUGCCGCCCUUGGAGGCGCCGGCUCCUCCGCCUGCGGCAGCUGGGCCAGCUCCCACGCCCGACACCGACAGCAAGGCCGAGAUCAGCGGCGGAGCGGCACUCGAGGCCGAGACGGCGGCACUCCGUGCGCGUGUGGCCGCGCGACGUCCGCUGGUGGCGCUAUUGGCUGGCGAGGCGGACUCGGGCGACGGCGGGCUGGCGGCGGCGGCCGACAUGGCCGGCGCGGCGGCGGCGCUGAGCGCGGCCGGAGCCCGGACGACAGAUGUGGCACGCGGGAUGGUGCGGCUGCGGCUGGAUCGUGAUGUAGCUGUGGCUGAGGCUGCUGAGGCCGGCGCACGUGCUGCUAGAAUGGUGGCUGAUGCUGCAGACGCCCGCGCGGCGGACGACGCCGAUGAUGCUGCCAAGAGCCAGUAUCUACGGGCCAAGGCUGGCGAGUAUGCUGACGCCGUCGGUGAGAUGGAGGCGCGGAUAGAGGCGCUGGCCAUUGACGGCCGCACGCAUCCACAGCUGACGGCGCUGGCCGCCGAGCUCGCCGACGUCCGCAGCGAGCUUGAACCGCGGCUCAAGCGGCUGGAGGCCUACCGCGACCUCCCACCGGACUUGCAUCUGGCGUCGGUGGCCCUCGUCCGCGCCCGCGAGCGGCUGGGCGUGCUGGAGGAUGAGAUCGGUGCCCUCAUUGCCGGCAUCCGGCCGUCGUUCGACGAGUAG
This is a messenger RNA of Thecamonas trahens ATCC 50062, 2292 nucleotides long. RefSeq lists its product as uncharacterized. The coding region runs from base 55 to 2292 and encodes 745 amino acids. The record is from RefSeq and is a predicted model, not a curated record. The transcript has 3 exons. Gene Ontology annotation, molecular function: actin binding. Lineage: Eukaryota; Apusomonadida; Apusomonadidae.